AAGCUUCUUUUAUGAUGAGAGCGGGACUUAUCUGCAUGUCAGCUAGAACAACUGCAUCUGGGUCUUUAAGGGCUUUUGUAUCGUGUCAACAAACAUGGACUGCAAAACUCAGAAAUUCAAUAAUAUUGUACUGGUGAUGUGAAAACGCUUAGAGGAUGUUAAAAAGGACGUUAAAAAGAUACUUUUUGUCACAGCCCUCCAUUUUAAUCUGAAGAAAAAAGUUUAGAUCAGAUUAUUUUGUUAAAAACUAAAUGAGUUGUAUCCAGCAACUUUUUUUUUUUUUUGCAGUUGCUUUCUUUUUAGUUACCUUUGAGUUUAGAAACUCACAUACAUAUUUGUGACACUGAGAGGUAGCUCCCUUCAUGCAUCACAUUUGCACAAAGUGAUAAAUCUAACUACCGGUGCUUUGUUUCCUGGAGGUGGUGGGUGACACCCUAACCCAGGGCAGCUUCCUAAUUCUUCACACUCAAGACGAAUCAAAGAAAAGCAAGUGUCUCUGUUCUGUCUGCUGAAGAUUCACAGGUCUCAUCAAACCGCUUUCACUGGAAAAAUGACUUCCAUCAUCAUGAUGUUCGCAGCUCUGGCAGCAGCAGCUCGAGCAAAUGGUCCUACUGUAUGCAGUUUCAUCGAAUCCCCUAGAAUUGAGCAGUGUUUUGGAACAGAGGGACAGCCACUGAUUUUUCAUCUGUCAAAUACAAUAAAUACGGAUGUCAGUCUGACGAAGGACAAUCGAUUCCAAAUCUUCGAUUUUAAAAAAAGUGUGACUAAGUCAGUUAAUAGUGAAUAUGUGUCUCAGUCUACGACCUACAAUGGAACCCUUAAUCUGGGAAAAGCAAUGAAGAAGCACUCCGGACAUUACCUACUGGAAGAAUAUGGAACUGAUGGCAAAAACGUGAAAAAAGUCAAUAUGUCACUGCACGUUGAAAUUCCGGUGGCCAAACCAGCACUUUCUCAGAAGUGUUUUUCUCAAGAGAAGAAGAUAAUCACGUGCUCCUCUAAAAUAGCUGAUACAGAAUUAGAUGCAGAAUUGAUUUUGGAAUUGGAUAAUCAAUUGAAUGUACACAAUCAAGGCCACUGUCAGAUCCUAAGCAACUGUUCAAGUAAAAAAUGCAGUGUUUUAAGGGUUUCCAUCAAGUUAAAUGGAGAACUCACUGGAAGCGUUAAGUGUAAGGUUUGGAACAAUGUCACCGAGGAAGAAACAGUCACCCAUUUGUCUCCGUGCAGAUGUACAAAGAUUAAAGGACUUGAUACUGUGAGCGUGGCUGUGAUAGCUCUCAUUGCUGUGGCUGUUCUUUUGGUGGUCAUCGGACUUGUUAUUGGGUCUUGUGAAAAACCAAGACCCAGAUCAACUAAUGAAGGAGUAAUGGAAUGCAAUGUAACCAAACCUACUGAAACCCAGCAGUGUUUCGGAGCACUUGGGGAACCACUGAUUCUUCACCUGCCUGUUGAUAAAACUAUACAAACAACGCUGAAAAAGGGUACUCAGUUCUCAUUGAGGUUUAAUGGUAUUUCACAAAAAGAUAUGAAUGCAGAAACAGUCAGGUCAAAGAAUCCAUUCACACAGCUCGAUAAUGGAACAUUGAGGAUUGAUCAGACAACAAAGAACGACGCUGGAGUUUAUCAACUUGAAGUACAUUCAUCUUCCGAUGGCAAGUUUCUACAGAAAACCAACAUCAACCUAAAAAUACUUGCUGCAGUGACACAACCAGCUGUGUCUCACAGGUGUUUGUCAGCAGAACAGAUGACAGUCAGCUGCUCAGCUGAGGGAGAUGAAGUGAACCUAACUUUGUCUUUGGACAACAACACCCUGAUACACAGCAGACCAGAGAGCACAGAGAGCCAAAGCCUUACUGAGAUAACCAUCAGGCUACACGGUCAACUUGUAGGAAAGCUGGUGUGUGAUGUUCAGAACAACGUCAGCAGGAAGCAGACAGACGUCCAGGUGACAGGCUGUGGAAGCAGUGCGGGUGAUGGUGAUGAAGAUGAAGUCGUGUACUCAGAUGUCAGAGUGACCCGUGCUGCCCGUUAG
Molecule: messenger RNA, 2029 nt
Organism: Menidia menidia (Atlantic silverside)
Lineage: Eukaryota; Metazoa; Chordata; Actinopteri; Atheriniformes; Atherinopsidae
Source: the annotation of a GenBank genome assembly